AUGUGCUCCCCUCCUGCUUCACCUCUCUAUUUCAGCCAAUCUAUUCUUUGCAGUCAAGUACUCCGAGAUAGUCAGUCAAUCUAUUCAAGACAUAAACUUCCAUAAAAGUUGCUAUCUUAUCUCGCGUCAUCGAUUCAAGAAACCAGGUCAGCCCUGGCAUUCCUCUCGGCCCCGCAUCUCCUGCUACUGGCCAGGACGCGGACGACCACCACCAUAGCCCCAGCCUCUAAAUCGGCUGUACUUGAAUGAUCAGGCAUCUCAGCGCACAGCCGUCGUCUGACUGGUCUUGAUACUUGCCACCUACUGCAGUCCAUCUGUCUGCCUCAAAUCGUCUCGUCAGCAGAUCACCUCAGCCGCAAUGGCUCCCCAGCAAGACGGUUGGGAAAAAGAAGGACGAGGCCCACCGCCAUGGGUUACCCAGGACGACUUUGAUGUGACAAUUGUCACAACGAUAAGUUCAUAUUCAGAAGCGUCCGCAGAACAAAGUGAGCCUACAUCCAUGGCUUUUCAGACGCAGUCUCUCGACGAAGAGGAUGAUACUCAGACAAGACGUCGUCCCAGCACACGGCCUGAUGGAUACCCUUCAACGCUACCUUGGCCUCCAUACGGAUAUGGAGGUCACACUGCCACGACGAACCCUUGGGAAAUGUCUAUAUCGAAGACAGCAGCCCUUACAGAAACCCCGUACCCCGAGUUGGAGUCGACUCUAUUAUUGUCAAUUACCAAUGUUUUUCCAACGACAACUGGAGCACCAUCGUCGACCAUUGGCUCAUAUGGCGGUCGGCCCUCUGGAUGGGAGUGGUCUCACGAGGGUACCAAUAAGGCGCCAGUGUAUGCUGCAGCUGCUAUAGUGCCCGUCAUAAUCCUUGUGAUGAUUGGGGCAGUAGCUCUGGUGUGUCUGCGUAGGCGCAAGAAGCGCAGGGCAGAAGCUGCUGCGCAGGAAAUGAAGUUGGAGCCAGACUCGCCCACGAUUCGUCCUCACAUGGCACCAUUACCUGCGCCGAUGCCAGCAGUGGCUGUAUCACAACAUUACACUGCGCCUCCAAACCAUCUCCCGCCGACAUCGACAUGGAACCAGCCCCAGCCCAUAAUCAUAGGCCCCAUCAUAUCCUCUUCCAACGGCGCCUACCUCACCGGCAUGGAUACUUCGGACAUGGUCUCCAUCACCUCCAACACACGCAUGUCUGUCGACCCCUUUUCUGACAGCUACAGCUUGUCAGGUCCACCACCACCCUACCGACCCAGUAGUGUGCCUCCACCGAGCUUCACGAGCAAUUCUCGACACAGCAGUGUUCGCAUGCCUGUUAGCCCUGUGUGCUUGGCGCGCUCGCCGUUUGACGAUCCAGAGGAUGGCAUGUCGUUUAUGGAGGAUGGAGAGAUUCAGGGUGAGCGUUAUGUUAGGGCGUAUACUACACGGUGAUGAUAAGGGGGUAUAUGUUUGAGUGUUCUUUUAUGUAUAUAUCUAUAUCGUUCUUUCUGUCUGGGGUUUAUCGGUUUUUCCUUAUGGAAUGAGUUUCCUAAGAUUUGGUUGGCAUGUGUAUGGGUAGUUGGUACUGAUUUUCUGCAUAUUUAGCGAAAACAACUCAAUGAUUUAUUCAUAUGAUGUUAUUCAUUC
Messenger RNA from Bipolaris sorokiniana ND90Pr, 1615 nucleotides. RefSeq lists its product as uncharacterized. The transcript has a single exon. Lineage: Eukaryota; Fungi; Ascomycota; Dothideomycetes; Pleosporales; Pleosporaceae. The record is from RefSeq and is a predicted model, not a curated record. The coding region runs from base 359 to 1420 and encodes 353 amino acids.